AUGUCAGAGUGCCAGGAGCGCCGCGCGGGCUCCCCCGCCGGCCGCCACCCACGACCACGAGGCGGCGUGGGCAGCGUCAAGUUCGGCGGCUCCACCGCGACGGCCGGCUCGUUCCCGGCCGACGGGCUAGUCGGGCUCGGCGGCGGCGCGGUCUCCCUCGUGAUGCAGCUCGGUGGCGCGGCGUCGCUCGGCCGAAGAUUCUCCUACUGCCUCGUCCCGCACUCCGUCAACACUUCAUCGGCGCUCAACUUCGGCGCCCUCGCCAAUGUCACCGAGCCCGGCGCGGCGAGCACGCCGCUCGUCGCCGGGGACGUGGACACGUACUACACCGUGGUCCUCGACUCCGUCAAGGUCGGCAACAAGACCGUGGCAUCGGCGGCGAGUUUGCGCAUCAUCGUGGACUCCGGUACGACGCUGACAUUCCUCGACACAGCUCUGAUGGGACCACUCGUCGACGAGCUCUCCCGCCGGUGCAGUCGCCGGAUGGGCUGCUGCAUCUGUGCUACGAGGUGGCCGGGCGGGAGGUGGAAGCCAGAGAGAGAAUCACAAAUCACAUCGAUAAACAUCUCUAGAAGUCCAUCUUGUUCAGAUAAUCACAGUACUUAUGUAGAAAGGAUAGUAAGAUACAGAAAUGCAAAAAUAAGCUGUGUUACUCCUGCAAAUUGCAAGUGAACAGAACAAUCUCAAGCUAAGCUGUUCUUUAAUCAGAAGAACAGGAUAUGAACAAGCAGAAUUUCAAGAUAUUUUGUGGCGCCGGUUUCGCUUUCUUACCUCGCUAUAGAUUCUGUGAGAGAUCAAAUUACAUGACCCAUAAAUUGUAGAGCAAUGCAGGAGUAACACUCCCAGCUGAGAAAUUGAUUGAUGUAUAACACUCCGAUCUUCGAUCUUCGUUAGGCGAUGCAAUGAGAGAAUUCAGAAUUCUCACCAACAGCCAGCUUGCUAGAAUAGAGUAUGAGUUACUGAUCUUGAAUGACCUCGUGUGUACAGCCAACAGGAAGCAAACCGAACAGGCGAGUCCGGACUUGACGCUGGAGUUCGGCGGUGGCGCUGAA
Oryza sativa Japonica Group (Japanese rice) is the source of this 1052-nucleotide messenger RNA. Its product is annotated as aspartic proteinase CDR1-like. The record is from RefSeq and is a predicted model, not a curated record. NCBI's taxonomy places the organism in Eukaryota, Viridiplantae, Streptophyta, Magnoliopsida, Poales, Poaceae.